Choloepus didactylus (southern two-toed sloth) is the source of this 2025-nucleotide messenger RNA. RefSeq names its product mitochondrial ribosomal protein L15 (gene MRPL15). Gene Ontology annotation, biological process: translation. Gene Ontology annotation, molecular function: structural constituent of ribosome. NCBI's taxonomy places the organism in Eukaryota, Metazoa, Chordata, Mammalia, Pilosa, Megalonychidae. The record is from RefSeq and is a predicted model, not a curated record. Gene Ontology annotation, cellular component: mitochondrial large ribosomal subunit. Bases 43 to 933 code for a protein of 296 amino acids. The transcript is spliced from 5 exons.
AGAGCACGUGGCUCCGGCGGGCUCUGGUCGCCUUCGGACGUCAUGGCGGGCCCGAUAAGGGGCGCUGGGUCUGGGGCGCUGGACCUGCUCCGGGGCCUGCCGCGUGUCAGCCUCGGCAACUUAAAGCCGAACCCCGGCUCCAGAAAACCGGCGAGAAGACCAAGGGGUCGGAGAAGAGGUAGAAAGUGUGGCAGAGGCCAUAAAGGAGAAAGGCAGAGGGGUACCCGGCCCCGACUGGGCUUUGAGGGAGGCCAGACCCCGUUUUACCUCCGAAUCCCAAAAUACGGGUUUAAUGAAGGACAUAGCUUCAGACGCCAGUACCAGCCCUUGAGUCUCAAUAGAUUGCAGUAUCUUAUUGAUUUGGGUCGAGUUGAUCCUACGCAGCCUAUUGACUUAACCCAGCUUGUCAAUGGCAGGGGUGUGACAAUCCAGCCACUUAAAAGGGAUUACGGUGUCCAGCUUGUAGAGGAGGGGGCUGACACCUUUAAGGCGAAAGUUAAUAUUGAAGUACAGUUGGCUUCAGAACUAGCCAUUGCUGCAAUUGAAAAAAAUGGUGGUGUUGUUACGACAGCUUUCUAUGACCCAAGGAGUCUGGAAAUUUUAUGUAAGCCAGUUCCUUUCUUUUUGCGUGGACAACCCAUUCCAAAACGUAUGCUUCCACCUGAAUCCCUAGUGCCCUAUUAUACUGACGCAAAGAACCGUGGCUAUCUGGCAGAUCCUGGCAAAUUUCCUGAAGCAAGACUUGAGCUUGCCAAGAAGUACGGUUAUGUCUUACCUGAUAUCACCAAAGAUGAGCUCUUCAGGAUGUUAAGCACUCGAAAGGACCCAAGGCAGAUUUUCUUCGGUCUUGCUCCAGGAUGGGUAGUGAAUAUGGCUGAUAAGAAAAUCUUAAAACCCACAGAUGAGCAUCUCCUCAAAUACUACAGCUCAUGAACAACCUUCCAAGAGCAGAGUUGUUAAAGAACACUGUACAAGGGCCUGAAAUACAGGUGUUUCUCAUUAUAUCUUCCUAAUGGGUAAUUCUCCAGAUGUAGAUGUUACUUUUCAGCAUAACUGUGUCUCUUUUUCAUUUUUAUCUGAAUGCAAAAUAAAAAUGCUGUAAACAAAGACUAUGUAGAGAAACUGAAUCUGUGUGGGGUCUAUCUUAAUUAAUUAACAUGCAGACUCCCUGGUGGUCUGCCAAAGGAAGAUUUUAACUGUUUUGACUAUUUCCAGUCAGGUCUUUUCAUCCUGCCUUGUCUUGUUACUGGUACAAAUUGAAACGAGCUUGCAGGUUCCACUGGGAUUGAAGUGUCACCCUGCCCAGCCAAGGCUCCUUAGGAGCCUCUGGGAAACGCUGCCACCCAGUGUCAACUCAGGAGAAUAAGAUCAGGAAUGUGAGUUUAAGGCUUUAGGGCUGGUGAGUAGCUUCUAAGUAAUUCAAAAUUUGCCAGCAAAAUUGAAGGUUAGAGAAACAGAAAUUUCAAGGAAUUCGUUUUCCCAAUUUUGUUGAUUAGAGGGGACAAUAAUGGUUAAGCCGUUAGCAGUUUUUCUUGAAGAAGGUAAGUGUUCUAAUUUUUAUUGAUAUAAUUUCACUUAUGUAAUGGAUUUUGGAGACCUUUGUCUUUCAGUCAUUUCAAGUGAUUUUGAAAAAUUGUUCAAUGAUUAUAUAUAAGCCAUAAAACCAGUUGGUUACAUGAAAAUUAAACUCCGUUAACAUAAAAGAUUCAGCAGUAAGUAAGUUUAUUUAGCUUUUCAAAGAUGUAUUAUAACCAACCGUAUGCAAGCUUAAGUUACCUGGAUGGAAUUCAGGUUUGAUCUUGAAUAAUUCAUGAUAAUUCUAUAGUAUAAAUAAAAUGAUUUCUGGCUGUUUAUUCUCGUAAAAUAAAAUUUUUAAAAACCUAAGAAAGUAAGUUUAUUUAGCUUUUCAAAGAUAUGUUAUAACCAACCAUAUGCAAGCUUAAGUUACCUGGAUGGAAUUUGGGUUUGAUCUUGAAUAAUUCAUGAUAAUACUGUAGUAGAAAUAAAAUGAUUUCUGGCUGUUUA